GCCCCAUCUCGAAACCCUCUUUCCCUUAUUUUUUCAAACCCGCAAUCCAGCCGACCGCGUAGAACCCCCUCCGUCGCGAUGCACUCGGCGCUCGUGAGGGCGCAAAAUGUGUUCGGCUACUUCACGACGGUGGCCACCGUGGUAGCGGCCAUCAUCGCGCUGUCGGCCUUCGUGGUGCCGCAGGCUCCCACGGCGACGUUGAAGAUGCGCAACGUGCAGGUCGCGAAGGGCAGACCGCAUUACUACAGCACCAAGAAGGAGGAGUACGCGCAUGUGCGCUUCGAUCUGGACGCAGACCUGUCCAGCCUCUACAACUGGAACACGAAGCAGGUGUUCGUGUUCGUCAAGGCCGUCUACCCGUCGACGAACGCGUCGGCUCCGCCGUCCGAGGCCAUCAUCUGGGACGCGAUCCUGCCGUCGCCGCUGGCGCCGUGGCACCAGAACCAGUACAUCCACCCGGCGGCGGCGGCGCCGCCCUCGCACACGACGGACAAGUGGGGCAACAAGAAGGUGGUGUCGCGGCCGGGCCUGACGUACAGCGGCACGCGGCGGCCGGGCAUCCUCAAGCUGAGCAACCAGAAGCCCAAGUACGUCAUCACGGACUACACGGGCAGGAUCGCGGAGCGCGCCAACGCCACGCUCGAGCUCGGCUGGAACGUCCAGCCUUGGGUGGGCCCGCUCACGUGGAACACGAAGCGCGACCUGGGCGCGUGGAAGAAGCUCGAGGGCGGCGUGAGCAAGCCUUUCGACUUCCCCGAGGUCAAGGGCAAGAAGAGCGAGAUGGGCACCGUCAAGGGCGGCGAGAACAACAGGGGGAAGCCGGCGUAGUGCCGGUCCGCGGUUCGAGAUGCAGACGGAGCAGCCAAUGCACGACAGUUUCUUGUGCGGAUGGGCGAAAAGCGGAAGGAAGAAGAAGAAGAGAGAAGGGGGAAAAUAAAAAAAAAACACCACAACAGCGUUCUAGAUCGAAUCGUGUAUACCACCUUUGAGCAAAAUUCUAAAAACUGCUUGCCGGCGACGGAGCGACGGGUUCAACCAAAUA
Messenger RNA from Verruconis gallopava, 1042 nucleotides. RefSeq lists its product as uncharacterized. Bases 79 to 828 code for a protein of 249 amino acids. The record is from RefSeq and is a predicted model, not a curated record. Gene Ontology annotation, cellular component: signal peptidase complex; membrane. NCBI's taxonomy places the organism in Eukaryota, Fungi, Ascomycota, Dothideomycetes, Venturiales, Sympoventuriaceae. The transcript has 3 exons. Gene Ontology annotation, biological process: protein targeting to ER.